Messenger RNA from Paralichthys olivaceus (Japanese flounder), 1410 nucleotides. The record is from RefSeq and is a predicted model, not a curated record. Lineage: Eukaryota; Metazoa; Chordata; Actinopteri; Pleuronectiformes; Paralichthyidae.
AUGUACAGAAUAUUGAAUACCUCAUCAAAGACCCCUCCAGACCUGAAGUUAACAUCUGUCCUGAUUGGACCGAUCACAAGUCUGAUGUGUCGUCCUGAGAUCCGAUCACUCGUGGUCACAGGAGACACAUUCAGGACCGGCUUUAACGGCAGGAUUCUGGAGCUGGCGCGGCACAAAACCUCAAAAACAAUCUGGGCCACGACUCCUUGUGAGAAGCUGAGCUGGGGGAACCAGGAGCCGGUGUGGCCCGUCUCCGCUCCGGCGCUCGGAGCCUUUCCAAGUGCAAGAAUCCAAUACCUGUCCAAGCACAAAAGAGACUCCUCAGCAAGGGACGGCCCCGGGAGGCCUCCUCACACUCCUCAGUGUGAGAACAACUGUCCGGUCUGGCACGUUGAUCCCAGAGUGAAAGCUGCAGCGAUCACACCUCGACUGCUGCGGCUCUCCAUCCCCAAACAGACCCACCCGGACUUCCAGAGCAACGGAGAGAGCGUCUCGUCCAUCGUGUCCUUGGCGUCCAGAGGAGCUCGCGUCUCUCAGAGACUCGUCCAGCUGUCACUGCCCAGACUGAGAAAGAGCAACGUCUGCUGCGAGCUCGGGCGUCCGGAGGAAUCAGUGUGGACGGUUUCGAGAGCAGCGAGAAGAGCGACGGCAAGUUCUCGAGUUAAGAUGCUGGCGACGCCGAAGCAGCUCCCCAAAGACUACGUCCUUCCACGAGAGGCGGAGUGGAGCCGGAACUACGUCCUGUCUCCCUGAACCUCCGUCAGCAUCACAACCAAAGGGAGCUCAGGAUUUCUUCUUUCUCUGUCGUGUAAAACGAGCGACUGGAUCCCACCUGUCCGGUUUCAGGACUAAUCCAGAGGAGACUCAGGUGGAAAAUACAACAUGAGUGACGCAGAAAGAACUCGUGUGGAAUGGUUAUAAAUGUAUGUAAAGUUAAACGUCAAACAGAAAUAUCAGACUUUACUCGACUGCUGAUUCGAUAAAUGCAACGACUUCCAGAGAUUCUGCAGAGGUGAGGAGGCAGCUCUCUCUGCGUCUGAGCCUCACGUCGACUCUUCACUCUCUGGACCUGCAGAUGAAAUAUUCUCCAGUCUUUGGAGCACAAGCAUCUUUUUCUCCUCUUGGCUUCAGCUCCAGUGUCUGGACUCUGGUUUCCUGCUGGAACUCUUUCUGGAACUCGGCCUGUUUGCCUCUCUAUUUCAGAUUCCAUUGAAUUCCAGUCUAAUUUAUCUGAUUCCACUCUCGUUUAUCUUAAAUUACUUGUUCGUUUUUCUUUGUUUUUACUCAUUUUGAAAAGAAUACAACCUUUUUAUUUAGGUAGUGAUGUCACCUCCGUAUAUGUAAUAAUCAUUUACUUGUAUUGCACUUUUCUUAACAAUAUUCCCGAUGAUCCAUGAGAAUAAAAAACGA